Racocetra persica is the source of this 188-nucleotide messenger RNA. Lineage: Eukaryota; Fungi; Glomeromycota; Glomeromycetes; Diversisporales; Gigasporaceae. The record is from the annotation of a GenBank genome assembly.
GUAGAGAUAAUGAAGGAAGGUUUUCAAAAACUAUAGACGCAGAAAGUAGUGAUUCAGAAUAUAGUGAUCCAGAACUUUUAAUUUAUGAAUCAGAGAACAAUAAUGAGAAAGAAUUUGAUAAUGAGAUAGAACCUAAUGAAGAAGAAGCUAAACGGUUAAUUAAUGAAGAUAAUUCUUUUAUAACUUAA